AUGAUCACCCCGCGCAAGGUGCUGCUCGCCCUGAUCGCCGUGAUCACCGUUGUGCUCAUUCUCCGCUCAUCCCGAGCCCCCGAAGUCCCCGGAGCGCCCGGGUACAGACCCGUGAAGAAGAUCUCAGAUGAGGAGGAGAAUACGCUCGCAAAAUCGACGCGCAAAAUCCCACCCCAGGGACGAACCCAAUUGCCCCUCGGUGCAUCACCGACUGCGCCGCUCCGCGAGCGUCUCCGCUAUCAAUUCCCCUAUGAGCUCGAAAAAUGGUUCCCCGCAUAUAUCUGGCAAACAUGGAAAUAUGGUCCGUCAUCUAUGUGGUUCGAUGAAGACCUCCGAGGCCUGGAAGCUAGCUGGACGGAGAUGCACCCCGGGUUCACGCACGAGGUGGUUCCCGAUAACACCCAGGCCCACCUGAUCAAGUACCUCUACGGAUCGGUUCCGGAUGUAUUCGAGGCAUAUGAGUCGCUGCCACUAGGUGUCAUGAAAGCGGAUUUCUUCCGGUACUUGGUGCUUCUGGCGCGUGGUGGAAUUUACAGUGACAUCGAUACAUCGGCACUUAAGCCCGCGCACACGUGGUUGCCGGAGGAAUUGGACCGGUCGACAAUUGGAUUCAUUGUUGGCAUUGAGGCUGAUCCUGACCGUCCUGAUUGGCAUGAUUGGUACUCGCGUCGGGUUCAGUUUUGUCAGUGGACUAUCGUGUCGAAACCUGGACACCCAAUUCUCCGUGAUAUGGUGGCUUAUGUCACCGAGGAAGCGUUGCGAAUGAAAAAGGCUGGAAUUCUCAAGGUCGGCAAGAUGGAUAAGACUAUAAUGGAGUUCACUGGGCCUGGAGCUUGGACGGACAGUGUCUUCCGCUACUUCAAUAACCCGGCAUAUUUUAACAUUCAACCUGGUGAUAAGAAUAUCACCUACGAGGACUUCAGUGGGCAGAAUACCCACCGGAAGGUGGGUGAUGUGGUGGUUCUGCCCAUCACCAGCUUCAGUCCUGGCGUGGGGCAGAUGGGUGCAGGGGAUACGGAUGAUCCCAUGGCUUUUGUGAAACAUAACUUCGGAGGCACCUGGAAAACAGAUGCGUCGUUGUGA
Molecule: messenger RNA, 1083 nt
Organism: Penicillium soppii
Lineage: Eukaryota; Fungi; Ascomycota; Eurotiomycetes; Eurotiales; Aspergillaceae
Product: glycosyltransferase family 32 protein
Exons: 2
Coding region: 1-1083 (360 amino acids)
Biological process (GO): protein N-linked glycosylation
Cellular component (GO): mannan polymerase complex
Molecular function (GO): alpha-1,6-mannosyltransferase activity
Source: RefSeq, a predicted model, not a curated record